Molecule: messenger RNA, 5059 nt
Organism: Physcomitrium patens
Lineage: Eukaryota; Viridiplantae; Streptophyta; Bryopsida; Funariales; Funariaceae
Source: RefSeq, a predicted model, not a curated record
UCCCUCCCUUCAUGCAGUGCCGUUUUCUACGAAUUGUACCGACCAUUGCACGGGGUUGGCCUUCCGUGAAUAAUUUCUGUAGAUUGCAGGGAAUCUUAGUUGUGAUCGCAUUGUUCUUAGUUGUGCGAGCUCUCUCACGGGGGGGAUUUGUGGAUACCGGCGCUGCCGAGAGUUUUUUCAGUAUUCGGAUCUCGUAGUUUGGAUUUCGGAUUUGUGAUUUCGAAUCAUGCGUGUUUCGCUUUUGAGAGGACAUGACGUUUAUAGCGGUGGAGGGUGCUAAUAGAUGGAUGCAGCUCUGGUUGUGUGAGUUGUGUGACGAGGUUCUUCUUUCUAGAAACUUGUAAUUUUUGUCUCGUGACCUGCAGUUUUUUCAAGUUUGGCGGAUUACAGCGCUGACUUGUUGUCGUAGACGAAAUGAGUAGAUGACACCACUAGGCAGCUUUGAAAUUGUUACAUUAUUUGGCCGGCGGAGUAUUCCCGUCUACUUUAAUUAGCAAUUACUUCAAUUAUUUCAAUUGAGACUGUGGGAUUACACUCUAUAUGUUUUUCCCCUAGGACCCGCCUCAGCGCAAUUAUCGUUGCUCAUCGCACUAGCUCUCUUACACUGUAGGCAUCUCGCCUGUCGUUUUCUGUUUAUACUGAAUUCCUCAGAGGACCGAGGGGUCUGAUUUUAUUUAAUUAUUAUUUUAAAAUUUCUUCUUCUGUUUUCCUUUGGAAUGCCAUCGUAAUGGAUUCAUCCUUAGGGGGCGCAACAUGAUCUGCAGCUGUAAUUCUCUCAUCUUGACACUGAAGACUAUGAUUGUGCUGGCCGAAAUGCCCACAAAUAAUUGUGAAUACGUGGGAUUUUUUGGUAUGUUCUAUAUCCAUGACCCUAUACAAAGUGGUUCAGAAAUACGUUUGUGCAUCCAACAUCAAGAUUUGUUAUCUACAUUUGUGAACGCUUCGUUGGAAAGGAAAUUUUGCGAUGAUUAAUUUUCAGGCAUGGGAAGACCAAGACCCUCGAGAAAGCAUCUUGAAUCUGUGAUGGAAGGAACACUGUCUAUGGGGUUUUUAUAGAAGCAACAUUAGCAGAGAAGCUCAAUGCUUCGCAGAAAAGCAUUGAAAGUUUCCCUACAAGCCUGUGCACGUAACUUGGGAUUAUAUUUGAUGUCCAUUUUACAGUGAAUCUGUUUGUUAACAUCAUAUUUUUAGAUUCAUAUAAGGAUUGCUCAUUUCGAAGCGCAAUUCUCUUGGAAAGCUUGACUUGCUUCAGCUCUCUCCCAUAGGUGCAUAUUUCACCGCAAGAAGGCGAAGGAAAUUGUAGACACCUGGACUUCAUAGUUUCAAGGCUCCAUAGAGGAGCAGCGUGUACCUGUUUUUACAUAUUUAGCUAACCACAUUCUGCAGAUUAGUCGGCGGAAAGGUCCAGAGAUUGUGAGCGCGUUUCACACUGUUCAUUACGGCCUACUUUAAUAGCCAAGUUAGAAGUUCAACCCGCACUAUGCCACUGAGAAUGCCAAUUCAAACUUCCAGGUUUACUGAAAGUGUUUGCGGACAGAACAAUCGCGGAUGCAACAGACCAAGACUGUGCCGCAUCGAUGGACUUCUGAAGUAACAAAUGCCGUUGACUACCGUGUGGGAGUAGCACCGACCAGUCGUUCUCGUGUGAAGAAAUCAUCAAGCAGAGAGUACAACAAUCAAGCACCAAGGUAGUUGGACACUAAAACCCAUAUAUUUGUGUCAAGUGGAUCAGAAAACCGCAAGAAACACCAAUAUUAUCGAGCUCCCUGUAGAAUCAAUAGUGACGAUCCAAGCACCAAUCUCGGCACCGUCUUCAGCUGUAAGCACUGCUGCAGCGAUUGCAGCCAACUCAUCAUCAGCUGCUAUGCUAUACUUCAGUACUAUCAUCACUGGCAGCAGACGAAGCCAACAGUGGCUCAUAGUCACGCUAAAUCAGUAUGCCCCACGUUGUACACUAAACAAUAGUUGAAGGAUUUCAAUCAUGGGUUUCAGAAAAGGAUUGCGAUCAGAAAAGCAAGUUAACAGAUUUGUGAUUCGUUGAGCGGGACGCUGCAGAAAUCUUAUGAAUUUGUGUUUACGACGAGGUUGUGAACACUCAUCUUAUGAAUUUGUGUUUACAACCCCAUCACCGCCCCCUUCGAGUCGCAAAGGGAGCUUGGAGUGUCGUCGGCUGCGCCUCAUUCCAUGGCCGAAAGCUGAGCUGAGAGAGAGAGAGAGAGAGAGAGAUCGAUUGUGUCGAAUUACCUUUUCUUCUGGACCCGUGAAUAAUGGCAUUGCCAGCGACAUGGGUUUCGUGGCGAAGUUUGGAUCCAGUUUCGUUACCCGCAUGACUGACUGACUGACUGACUGACUGUGUCUGUUUGCAUGCAGCUCCAGCUCCAGCUUCCUUGCUUUUUUGUUGCUUCGUGCCGAGAGCCUGCUGAGUCUGAAUGCUCCCUGCUCUCAUGAAAUCUCACCGGUAGUGACACGUGGUUGUGAAGCUCGGCAUCUUUACCUGGUCUGCAAUUCCAGAUGGGUGUGUGCUUACGACGAGGUUGUGAGUGUUCAGUUGGCCUCGCAGGAUUGAUUCUCUCUCGCUCGCUCUUUGUCUGUAUGGCUGUCAAAGCUUGUACAUGAAAUUGCUCGUGGAUUUGUCAGCCUUUUAGGGCUGUGUUUCUAGUUUGAUGUUCUCUUUCGAUGCUUAGGUUUGAAGGGAGUAGGUUGGGUGGAAUGCUAGCUUCCGCGAAGUCCUCGUCGUGCGUAAGGCGUUUUUCGCAAAAUCAGCUUUGUCUGUUCAGCAGGAUCUGUACCAUCACGGAUUUCUCCAAGUUUGGGAUAAUAGAAACAAGCAAUUUGAGUGCAUUAGCAGAUUCAACAACUCGUCCAGAAGUGUUUAUGAGCCGACAAUUUACUGACUUCUUCUGUAAUUGCCGUCAUUACCGUUCUGAUUGAGUCCAAGGCAAAUGCUAUCAGCUGGUGCAAGUUUAAUUACUCAUAGACGGGUCACAAUGCCUAGCUUUCUAUCGAUCUGAUGCGAUGGCGUGAAACAUUCAAGACCAUAUAAUGUAAGAGAACAAUGGCUAGCAGUGCCCCGUCGUGGAGGCUGCAGACAGGACAGUAGUGCCAGGACUUCGUGAGACUUUAUGGAAACAACAAGAUCAAAAAGUGACAUUUCCGAAGCUACAGAAGGAUGCGAGUUUUGAUGUAAUCGUAGUUGGAGCAGGCAUCUCUGGGCUUAGCAUUGCGUAUAAUUUGCUGAAGGCAGGGAAAAGUGUCAUAGUAAUCGAAUCCCGAGUAGUUGGUGCGGCAUGGCAGGCAGGUCGACGGCUCACAUUAUGCCUUGGUUCGAUGACCAUUAUCACUUGGUGGAGAAAUUUCAUGGUUUCCAGAAUGCUAAAUAUGUGGCUGACGGUUACACAAAGGCCAUUGACUGGAUUGAGCAGACUGUGAAUGAAGAGAAAAUCAACUGCAAUUUUUCUCGUGUUGAUGGAUAUCUCUAUCCGCACGACGACUCCGUAGGUACUCGAGACAAGUUGCAUAAGGAAUUUGAUGUUUGCAAGAAGCUUGGCCUCAACGUUGACAUGGUAGAUUUGGGUAAAGAUCCAUCUAGUGGAGGCAUCGGCACUGCCAUGAGGUUUCCGAAUUCUGGACAAUUUGAUCCCAUCAAGUAUGUCAAUGGGCUUGCCAAAGCCGUAGCUUCCAAGGGAGGGAAGAUACACGAGACAACAAAAGUCGGCAAGAUUGAGAACAAUCAGGUGACCACGGAGGAUGGGAUUGUAGUGACAGGGGGAGAUGUGGUUUUGGCUACAUUUACACCACUUCAUAGAGAACAGCUCAUUCACUCCUUCCAGCAGCCGGAGUUAUACUACGCCAUUGGCCUCAAGCUACCAAAAGGAUCUGUAAAGAAAGCCCUGUGGUGGGACACAGCUACUCCAUGUCACACUGUUCGGAUUGAGGAGAAGGAGGAUUAUGACGUCUUACUCGUGGCUGGUGAGUAUCACAACGCGGGGAAGAAAUCUGUGGAAUAUCUUGAUGCCUAUUCCAUCCUUGAGAAAUGGGCUAAAGAUCGGUGGACAUCUGCUUGUGAAGUGAUUUGCAAAUGGACUGGUCAGGUUUAUCAGCCCGUGGGCUAUGUACCAUUGAUCGGGCCUGACCCGUUGGCAGGCAAGACUGGUGAUUUAAUAGCUUGGGAUCAGCUUGUCGUCACGGGCGACAGUGGACAAGGUAUAACCUCUGGAACCAUUGCUGGAAUACUCAUUACAGACAUGAUAACUAAAAAGGAUAAUCCAUGAGCUGAAGUUUAUUCUCCUAAAAGGAGAGCUAAAAUCACCAAAGAAACUGUUACUGGCACUGGAGUUCGAAUCUGGAACACCAUUGAGGGCAUCAAGGACUUGCUGCCAUUCGCAGGUUCAGACAGUGUGGAUAUCGAAGAUCUUGCCCCUUGUGGCGGGUGCGUUGUUCAGUCGGGUGCGAGAAAAAUGGCCGUCUACAAGGACGAGAAAGGCUGUCUACACAAGUUCUCAGCUAUAUGUCCCCAUUUAGGAUGUGUUGUGAAGUGGAACCCAGUUGACGGUGUCUUCAACUGUCCUUGCCAUGGAUCCAUCUUCGAUCACCAUGGAACUGUGAUCAAUGGUCCUGCCAAUGAUAACCUUGCCGCAUUAGAUUAGACUGUAUCCCAAAUUCAAAUAUUGGCACAUAAUGUACUUACCCCGUUCGCCUUGACCUUGUGACGUUGACUCGUGAUAAUAAAAUAGGGAAACCACUGUUUGUCGGAUGCCUAGAUCUCAACAUCACGAGUUACUGGAAUAUAACCGGGCAUCGGUUAUAUGUUGUGAUGUAAAUUGUAAGUAAAAUGUAGAAACUUUCUCAGUGAGUGUGAGUUAUGUUGUUGUGUCAGUGUGUGCCUCGAAAAGUGUAGAAACGCACCCUCUAGAGCGUUAUCAGAAUUCUUACUCAUAUGCGUUAAAGCAUUGGAUACUACUUGAAUGGUACGUUUUACUGAACAGAUCGUGUAGAGGGUGAUUAGUUUUGGUAUGAUCUUCACAACGGUGGACUGUAAACGAGUUAUUCUUGGCUCUUA